This is a messenger RNA of Micromonas pusilla CCMP1545, 2109 nucleotides long. RefSeq names its product protein-synthesizing GTPase (gene LEPA). The record is from RefSeq and is a predicted model, not a curated record. The coding region runs from base 1 to 2109 and encodes 702 amino acids. Gene Ontology annotation, biological process: positive regulation of translation. The transcript is spliced from 3 exons. Gene Ontology annotation, molecular function: GTPase activity; GTP binding; ribosome binding. Lineage: Eukaryota; Viridiplantae; Chlorophyta; Mamiellophyceae; Mamiellales; Mamiellaceae.
AUGGCGUCCGCGGCGCCCGCGUCGCGCGGCGCCGCGCGCGCGUCGACCGCGGCCAGAGACGCGCCGUUCGCCGCCGCCGCGCGGGGCCCGGGCCGGUUCCGAAGAGAUGGAAAUGGAAGGAAUCGUCUCGUCGCCGUUCGCGCGCCGCGAAGAUGGACGACGCGCGCGGCCGCGACGAGCGGCGACGCGAACGUCGUGAUCAAGCCGAAGAAGGAGCGCGCCAAGGUGGACCCGAACGCGGUGCUCCAGGUCCCGCCGAGCCAAAUCCGCAACUUCAGCAUCAUCGCGCACAUCGACCACGGGAAGUCCACGCUCGCGGACACGCUCCUCUCCAAGACGAAGACCGUCGCCGCGCGCGACAUGGAGGCGCAGCUCCUCGACUCCAUGGACAUCGAGCGCGAGCGCGGCAUCACCAUCAAGCUCAACUCCGCGCGCAUGAACUACGUCGCGAACGACGGCGAGACGUACGUGCUCAACCUCAUCGACACGCCGGGGCACGUGGACUUCUCCUACGAGGUGUCUCGGUCGCUCGCCGCGUGCGAGGGCGCGCUGCUCGUCGUGGACGCGAGCCAGGGCGUGGAGGCGCAGACGGUCGCGAACGUGUACCUGGCGCUGGAGAACGACCUGGAGAUCAUCACGGUGUUGAAUAAGAUCGAUCUCCCGGGCGCGGAGCCGGAGCGCGUGAAGGUGCGUUCUAUACACUGGUUCCCAUACGACCGCGUCGGCGUGAGAGAGAUCGAGGACGUGCUGGGUCUGGACACGGAGGACGCCGUCGUCGCGAGCGCCAAGGCGAACAUCGGGAUGGAGGACAUCCUGGAGAACAUCGUGAAGAUGAUCCCGCCGCCGCCGGACACCGGAGACGAACCGCUGCGAGCGCUCAUCUUCGAUUCGUAUUUCGACCCGUACCGCGGCGUCGUCGUCAUCUUCCGCGUCGUCGACGGCAACCUCGGCGUGGGCGACGCGGUGAAGUUCAUGAACACCGGCAAGAGCUACACGAUCGACGAGAUCGGGAUCAUGCGGCCGCAGAAGGUGCCGGUGAACCGUCUGAGCGCGGGCGAGGUUGGGUACAUGAUCGCGAACAUCAAGUCAGUCGCGGACGCGCGCGUGGGAGACACGAUCACGACGACGAAGGAUUCGUCGACGGAGCCUCUCCCGGGGUACUCCGAGGCGACGCCGAUGGUGUACUGCGGCCUGUUCCCCACGGACAGCGACCAGUACGAGGACCUGAGAGUCGCGCUCGGGAAGCUGCAGAUCAACGACGCGGCGCUGCGCUACGAGCCGGAGCAGUCGAGCGCCAUGGGCUUCGGGUUUCGAUGCGGGUUCCUCGGCUUGCUGCACAUGGAGAUCGUACAAGAGCGUCUGGAGCGCGAGUACGACCUCGGGCUCAUCACGACCGCGCCGUCGGUCGUGUACAAGGUGUACACGUCCGACGGCGCGUGCGUGGACAUCGCAAACCCGGCGGAUUUGCCGGACGCGAGCGUCCGCGAUCGCAUCGAGGAGCCGUUCGUCAAGCUCGAGAUGUUCGCGCCGUCGGAUUACGUCGGAUCGCUGAUGGAGCUCGCGCAGCAACGCCGCGGGGAGUUCAUCGACAUGACGUACCUGAGCGAGUCGCGGACGUGUCUGAAGUACGACAUCCCGCUCGGGGAGGUGGUGACGGACUUCUUCGACGAGCUCAAGUCGCGGAGUAAAGGGUACGCGUCGAUGGAGUACUCGUUCAACGAGUACAGAAAGAGCGACUUGGUGCGGUUAGACGUGUUGAUCAAUUACGAGCCCGCGGAUCCGCUCGCGUGCAUCUGCCACAGGGACAAGUCGUACGUCAUGGGGAGAGGGCUGGUGGAUAAGCUCAAGGAGCUCAUCCCGCGGCAGAUGUUUCGGAUUCCGAUCCAGGCGUCCAUCGGGACGAAGGUGAUCGCGUCCACGUCCAUCAGCGCGAUGCGUAAGGACGUGCUCGCGAAGUGUUACGGCGGCGACAUCUCGCGCAAGAAGAAACUUCUGAAGAAGCAAGCCGCGGGGAAGAAGCGCAUGAAGCAGUUCGGGAAGGUGGAGGUGCCGCAGGAGGCGUUCAUGGCGGUGUUGAAGGUGGACCAGAACGCGGGGUCGGGGGGGUGA